This is a messenger RNA of Penicillium canescens, 1815 nucleotides long. RefSeq lists its product as uncharacterized. The record is from RefSeq and is a predicted model, not a curated record. Gene Ontology annotation, molecular function: transmembrane transporter activity. Lineage: Eukaryota; Fungi; Ascomycota; Eurotiomycetes; Eurotiales; Aspergillaceae. Gene Ontology annotation, biological process: transmembrane transport. Bases 1 to 1815 code for a protein of 604 amino acids. The transcript is spliced from 4 exons.
AUGCGUGUCCACCCUGUAAUCCGUCGAGCGCGAACGGUAUAUCGUCGCAUGCCAAAUGGCGCAACCCAGGAGAACAUCGAGACAAGCACAAUACAUAACACCAAAAGCCAGGUAAAUCCUGCGGGCCAAGAUGAUCUCACGUUAAGCUACACCAAUUCCGAGCCACUCCGCGAGCAGAUGCCCGAUGAACAUGCCCAGCGCGGUGUUCAAGAUGUUGAAGCUGUGGCUCUCACUUGGUCGAAAGGCUAUCUGAUUGCAGUAUUUGUUAAUAUUUGGUGCUUAUACUUCGUCAAUGCAUUCCAAGCAACAAUGAACACGAGUCUGAACCCAUACGUGACGAGCACCUUCCAAUCACACUCGCUUUCGGGUGUCCCCACCGCGCUCGGCGACGCCUUUGCAGCCGCCACCUACCUUCCUAUGGCAAAAUUGAUGGAUGUCUGGGGUCGCGCAGAGGGCUUUCUAUUUAUGAUAAUCUGUCUUACGAUCGGACUGAUUCUUAUGGCAACUUGCCAAACAUUCGAGACCUAUUGUGCCGCCAAUGUCUUCUGGUAUAUCGGUUUCUACGGCACAGAGUACGCAAUUGAUGUUGUGACUGCCGAUGCUUCGACUCUUCAGAAUCGUGCGUUCGCAUAUGCGUUUACAUCCUCCCCAUACAUCAUCACUGCUUUUGCAGGACCAAAGGUGGCGGAGCAGUUUUACUACCAGAUUUCCUGGAGAUGGGGCUUUGGUGCCUGGGCUAUCAUCACGCCUAUCGUUGCUGCACCUCUAUACAUCAUGUUGAAGUACAACCUUCAUAAGGCUGAAAAAGAGGGAUACCGGAUAAAGAGACCAAGUGGUCGCACAAUGCUGGAGAGUAUCUGGCAUUGGACUGUACAGUUUGAUCUGCUCGGCGUCUUGAUUUUUACGGCUGGCCUCGUACUUUUUGAGCUUCCAUUCGAUAUUGCUGCCUACGCUCCUGAUGGCUGGGCCUCGGGUUACAUCAUUGCUAUGCUUGUUGUCGGAUUUUCGAUGCUAUUCUUCUUUGCAAUUUGGGAGAAAUGGCUGGCCCCGGUACCCGUGCUCGAGUGGCGUCUACUCACAAACCGUACGAUCAUCGGUGCAAUUCUCCUUGACGCAACCUAUCAGCUUUCCAACUAUUGCUGGAGUUAUUAUUUUACCUCCUGGCUGCAGGUUAAUAAUGAUCUCACCAUUACUACGUCGAACUAUAUCAACAACAUUUUUGAUAUGGUAUCAGGGGUGCUUUUACUGCUUCUGGGUUGGUUUAUACGCAUGGUUGGUCGCUACAAAUGGACUUUGUACAUUGCUAUCCCACUCUACAUUUUUGCACAAGGAUUAAUGAUUCAUUUCCGCUCGCCGAAUGGUAACGUUGGCUACCAGGUGAUGUGUCAGAUCUUCCUUGCCAUCGGUGGCUCAGUCUUCAUUCUCGUUGAACAACUCGCAAUCCUGGCUGCAGUUGAUCAUCAGCACAUUGCUACAGCCCUGGCUCUGCUGAAUGUGGCUGGAACCAUUGGCGAUAGCGCAGGCAUCACCAUCAGUACAAUCAUCUGGCAGCAGACAUAUCUGAAAGCUCUUUUCCGAUACCUUCCCGAAUCGGCACUACCAGAUCUAAAGAACAUUUACGAAGAUCUGACAACUCAAACGAGUUAUCCUAUUGGAACCCCGGUCAGGUUAGCGAUUCAGAAGGCCUAUGCCUACGCCGAGCUUAGACUGCUUGCUGUUGGGUGUGGGAUCAUGGUUCUAGCAAUUCCUUGGACUAUUCUGAUCAAGGAUAUGGAUCUCAAGCGGAAGCCACAGGUGAAGGGGACUGUGUUUUAG